Molecule: messenger RNA, 3051 nt
Organism: Papaver somniferum (opium poppy)
Lineage: Eukaryota; Viridiplantae; Streptophyta; Magnoliopsida; Ranunculales; Papaveraceae
Product: pentatricopeptide repeat-containing protein At2g37320-like
Exons: 3
Coding region: 68-1495 (475 amino acids)
Biological process (GO): RNA modification
Molecular function (GO): protein binding; RNA binding
Source: RefSeq, a predicted model, not a curated record
UGCACUCAACAUGAGAGACUACCGUCCAAGCCAUCUGAAAAGCUGAGCUUGCUUGUUCCUAUGGUGAAUGAAACCGUCCAAGUCAUCCAAAAUAGUUAACUCAUGGGUGUCUCCACAAAUGAACACUAUCUUCUUCAGACUUCUUCACAAUGUCGUUACUUACAAAUCAUUUUCCUCAGUUCAUCUGCAUCUGUCAAAACAUUUCACAACCUUAUCCUCUUCCUCCUCAGAAGGCAAACGAAAAGGUUUGGAUCAAGCUUUGAGAAUUUUAAAACUCAUAACACCAAAACCUACUCUUACCCAUGCCCGUCAAAACCAUCUCAACCUCGUACAAUCUUGUUUGGUUGAUAAAAAUCCUGAUGACCAUAACAUCAUAUCUUUUAGAAAGAUACCACUUGAAGAAGUUCCAAACAGAGAUUUUGUUUCUAAUGUCGAUAAGAAUAGUCUCUCCACUGCAAUAAGUUAUUGUGGGUAUGUUAGAGGUUUCAUUCAUGGAAUUCAACUCCAUUGUUUAGCAAUCAAGACUGGGUUUGAUUCAUAUGUUUAUAUCGGAACUUCUUUGGUUAAUUUGUAUGCGAAAUGUGGUGAUCUGGUAAAUGCAUAUAAAGUGUUCGUUGAAAUGCCUGAAAGAAAUGUUGUUUCGUGGACUUCGAUAAUUGCAGGAUUUUCUCAGAAUUUGCACGUGUAUAUGUGUUUGAAGCUUUACCAUCAAAUGAGGCAUUCAAAUGUGAAACCAAAUGACUAUACUUUUACAAGUCUGUUAAGUGCUUAUACAGUUUAUAGCUUUGAAACUAUGGAAAGAAGAGAUAUUGUUUCAUGGAAUUCGAUGAUUGCGGGUUAUUCGUUGCAUGGGUUAUCUGAGAAAGCUAUAAAACUUCAUGAAGAAAUGCAGAAACUAAAAAUUAAACCAGAUGGCAUCACUUUUCUAGGAAUUCUAUCAUCAUGUCGACACGGUGGGCUUGUAGAAAUCAGUAGGCAUUGCUUCAAUUUGAUGCUUGAAAAUGGGGUUAAACCAGAUUUAGAUCAUUAUUCGUGUAUGGUUGAUAGUUUAGGUCGAGCAGGGUUGCUAGAAGAAGCUAAAGUAUUUAUUGAGGAAAUGCCGGUAACUCCUAAUGCAGUUAUAUGGGGAUCACUAUUAUCUUCAUGCAGACUUUAUGGGAAUGUUGCGAUUGGAAUUCAUGCAGCUGAGAAGCGUCUUUUAUGUGAGCCAGAUUGUGCUGCAACUCAUGUGCAGUUAUCAAAAUUCUAUGCCAUUGCGGGGCGAAGGGAUCAAACAGUGAGAAUCCGAAAAUUGAUGAAAGAUAGAAAUUUGAAGACGAAUCCUGGGUAUAGUUGGAUUGAGAUUAAGAACGAAAUUGUCAGUUUUGGAGUUGAUGAUGGAUCAAACAUAAGAGCUACUGAAAUAUUUGAUGUAGUCGAUAGUUUAGUUGAGAACAUGAACAGUUCAGUAUAUGACCCGAAUUUGCACCAAGGCAUUCAAGGUUUUGAGCUUUAACCAUGCAUGGAGUUUUAACAACCACAAAUCCAUGGAAUAGUUAUUGGUUGAUGAUCUUUCUCAAAUCCAUGGAAUACUUUUAUGUGUAUUUUGGGUCUUGAUGAACCUAAUAUUGUGGAGCAAAAUUCCGAAAACCAAGAAUCUUAAGAAUACCAGUUGCUGGUGUGUCAAGCAGCCUCAAAAAUGUUGGUCUACCAAUGGAUUUGGUCUUGAUAUCUGGGCAGACCCAUGGAUUCCCACCCUUCAGAAUGUCAAGCCAACUACCCCACAAUAUUCAGAAGCUGGUGAGUGAUUUGAUGGUCCUAAAAUGAGAGGAAAUUGAACCAACUGUUGAUGCAGAAGAUUUUUGAUCCUUUGGUAGCCUCUCAGAUUCUUAGAAUCCAUAUUGAUAUUAGUAAGGAUGCUAGGACGGACAAGCUGGUGUGGACUCCUAACCUCAAGGUGAUUUUACUUGCCAACCCUGGCAGAAACUUUGAAGCUCGAAUUUUGGUGAGUUUUCUUGUUUUAAUGGUGCUCCUUUCCCAUGGCCGAUCUUCUGGAAAAAGGAAAAUAUUGCUACAAAAUAUUCACAUGUUUCAGUGGAGGUUAAUGCACAAUGGAGUAGGGGUCUUUCAAAAGAUAGGAAGGCUUAUUGAAGGGAUUGUAACCGACUGCAGAUUCUAUUACUCUUAAAGAAAUAGUCAUAAAGUAGUCCCUUGCUAAGGAUAAUGGAUACAGCUUCUGUCUUGGUGCUUGCAUUCUGUGGCCUAUUCGGAAGACUUGUAAUGAGGUUGUUUUCUUGAUAAUGAUUCUACGGAUGUGUUUCAGAACUUAGAUGAGUCUUUUUGGGCUGCUCCUACAGGUAACACUAUCAAAAUUAACAUCUUUGCUGCAGUCGCAGAGGGGCAUGGCUCUUGUGCUGCCGUUGAGUGGCCAAAUUAUCUGUUGUAAAACUUCUCUUCCAUUCCUAGUGUUGCUGAAGCUUUGGUGGCUGUAAAAUCUUACCAUCCAAGUCAUCUGAAACAGUCCUGCUAGCGAGAGAACGAAAAGAUGAUGCUGAAUGAUUGAACAUAAAAGUUGUUCAUUCAUAGGCUUGACCAUCCAAUAUCACACUAAGAUUUAUCUUGCGUUUUUGCAUGUUACAGAGGAAAUGUUGUAGAUGAACUUGUUUUUGUUAAAGAGAAUAUAGUUACAAGGUAAUAAUAUUUUCCCCCGAUUUCUCAAAGUAUCAUGUAUGCCAACACCCAACUGAUUUAAUGCCUUUUUUCUUUUUAUAGACAAUGGUCUCUUUGUUCUGUUGACGAAAAUAGAGUCUGCCAGUGUCAUCAGUCCCUAGCUCUGAUGUGCUGUUGCAGGUUAUAUUUUUCUUGCUUAUUAGUUGUCAUUUUCCUAGAAAAUGUUUUGCCACUGUUUUUGUGAGUAUGUACCGAUAUUUUGUGCCACAAGAGUUCAUGGUUUGCCUUCCAGUCAUGGGAGAUGUUAGACCUUUUUGUGACUUUUGUUGCUCAGUUAUCAGAUUACGUGUGGGUAUAGUUUGUCGCUUUUGUGCAUUAUCACUGUCCCUUCGUGAUGUGAAU